UGGCAGAUGGCUACAUCCACACUCCAGAAACACUGCUUAUCUUUCUCUGAACACUCUACUCCUGACACCAUGUGCUACUAUAGUGGAUACUAUGGAGGUCUGGGCUAUGGCUAUGGAGGCCUAGGCUGUGGCUAUGGCUGUGGUUAUGGUGGCUAUGGUUAUGGCUGCUGCCGCCCACUGUGCUGUACAAGAUACUGGUCUUAUGGCUUCUACUGAGGACAUUAUGCAGAUACCCAGCCUUUCUAACCAGAAGGGCUUCCAAAUAUUUCAAAAGAGGAACUCAAAAAUGUCUUCAAAACUUCUAACUUUAGGACAAAACAUCGUGUUUUAUGUUGUCUUCACCAUACUCUGUGAGUGACAUCAAGUUUGACUUUUGACCUUAAAAAAAAAGAAAGAAAAACAGGAACAAGAAAACCUAUAUAGUAUCAAAUAACUAAAUGAAUAAAGUUUGCAAAAUAA
Messenger RNA from Rattus norvegicus (Norway rat), 459 nucleotides. RefSeq names its product keratin-associated protein 20-2-like. NCBI's taxonomy places the organism in Eukaryota, Metazoa, Chordata, Mammalia, Rodentia, Muridae. The record is from RefSeq and is a predicted model, not a curated record.